CCGCGCGCGGUCCCAGGCUGAUGGCGGCGCCGCGGGAGAGCGUGGCGGAUGCGCUGGAGGAUAAAGAGAACCGAGCGGCGGGGCUCGGGGCCUCGCUGUCCCUGGAGAUCCUUCAGAUAAUCAAGGACUCUCAGCAGCAGCAUGGCUUACGGCAUCAAGACUACCAGAGAUACAGGGGUUACUGUUCGCGCAGACUCCGGCGUCUCAGGAAGACUUUGGGCUUCAAAAUGGGGAACAGACACAAGUUCACGGGCAAGAAAGUGACGGCAGAGCUUCUCUCAGACAACAGGUACCUGCUGCUGGUUCUGAUCAAUGCAGAGCGCGCAUGGAGCUACGCCAUGCAGCUGAAACAGGAAGCCAACACCGAGCCUCGCAAGCGUUUCCACUUGUUCUCUCGGCUGAAGAAAGCCGUCAAACAUGGCGAGGAGCUCGAACGCCUGUGUGAGAGCAACCGUGUCGAUGCAAAAACCAAACUAGAAGCUCAGGCCUACACUGCCUAUCUUACAGGUAUGCUGAAUUUUGAGCUGCAGGAAUGGAAACGCGCAAUGGAAGCUUUGCACACAUGCAAGACAAUCUACGAGAAGCUAGCCAGUGCCUUCACAGAUGAGCAGGCUGUGCUGUACCGCCAGCGUGUGGACGAGAUCUCUCCCAACAUCCGCUACUGUGACUACAAUAUAGGCGACCCACUUGCCAUGAAUGAGCUGAUACAGAUGCGACUAAGAUCCGGAGAGAGUGGAGGACUGUUGGAUACGCUGAUCACACAGACCAGAGCCAAGCAGGCGGCCACCAUGAGCGAGGUGGAGUGGAGGGGCAGGGUCAUCCCGGUGAAAAUCGACAAAGUCAGAAUCUUCCUCCUCGGCCUGGCUGACAAUGAAGCGGCCAUUGCCCAGGCUCCGACUGACGAGGCUAAGGAGCGUCUGUAUGAGAGCCUGCUGAGCGAGUGUCGUGAUGCUAUCCAGGCUGUCCGUGAGGAGCUGAGGGCUGACCCCAUGCAGAAGCAGAGGGAACGUUCUCUAGAGCCUGAUUUGGGGAAGGUGUCCAUUCUGCAAUAUCUCCACAGCUACCUCGCCUACAUUAAAUUGUCUACAGCGAUAAAACGCAAUGUUAGCAUGGCCGAGGCCUUGCAGAAGCAGCUGAACGAGCUGUCGCAGGAGGAUGGGAAGCGAGUUCCGCGCCCACAGGAUCUGAUCCGCGUGUACGAGAUCAUCCUGCAGAAUCUGUCGGAGCUGACCCAACUGCCAGGGCUGGAGGAGGAUAAGAACUUCCAGAAGGAGGUGGAGCUGAAGACUUUAGCUUAUAAAGCCUACAGAUGCUUUUUCAUCGCUCAGUCUUAUGUCUUAGUGAAGAAGUGGAGUGAGGUGCUGGUGUUGUAUGAGCGAGUGCUUAAGUACAUCUCAGAGUUCCAGACCCUGACCAGCAAACCUACAAACAACCUGCAGGAUCUCCCCGAUAUGAGGGAACUCGCUGCUCGGGUGAAUGCUGAGAAGUAUUCUCUACAGGCAGCUGCUAUUCUAGACACAGAUGAGGUCUCUGAUAUGGUGUCACAGCUCCAGGUCAAAGACAACAAGCCUUUAGCAGAGCGUUUGGAAGUCUUCUCCAUCGAACCCUCUCUGGUCACGAAACACGCUUUCCUAGUGGAAUUCCCACCCCACUUCCAGCCCAUACCCUGCAAGCCCUUGUUUUUCGACUUGGCCUUGAACCAUGCGACAUUCCCACCCUUGGAAGACAAAGUGGAACAGAAAGGACGAGGAGGCCUCACCGGCUACAUCAAGGGUUUUUUCGGCUUCCGCGGCUAACCUUUGGGGUUGGGAUUGGGGUGACUGGUGGUGGGAUGGCUGUGGGAGUUGGGGGGGGGGCUUUAAAACCUUAUGUUCCACAUAGCAGCCAGCGCUCACACCUGAAUGGAGUUUAAACGCUUCUACUGUUGUACAUCAUAAACCGCGGACAAAGCUAGUGAUCGACGGCAGACUGAACUGAACCCUGUCUCUAUUAGAUGUAGGGAGAGCUGGCAAAGUCCACCCGGCACCACUGGCGAUCACUGAGUGUCACACAGUCCUGUCGCGGUGUGAAAUCUGUUCAAACAUGUCCUCUGGGCUACCUGGAAAUGGACCUCGAUUAAAGGAUCAAUGAUUGUGGGGAACGGGAUAGAAUAGUAAUUUGUGAUAAAUCCAUUCAUUCCGAUACUUAGCCUGAUUCUGUAGCAUGUGGCUGUAUGAUUCUACCUGGGGUCGCUUGAUGUGGUUCUGUGACAUAAUUUGGGUCCUUUCUGCAUCAGGGACGACAGUGCAGUUUGUGAAUUUUGUGGAAAUGACUGACUGAAGCAGCUCAACACUGCCAGUGUUCUCGCCGACUGACGCCAGCAGCCAACCGACUCGUUGACUGCCGCUGAGGUGUUCUGUGGUGCGGAGAGCACACAGGGGUCCCUGAAUGGUACACAAAAUAAGCAUCGUUCCCACACCUGUAAUGUUUUAGUAAAAAAAAUCGCUACUGCCAGUUAGUGGAUUUUGAGCACAGAAAGCAAGGACCUUGCCAGGUUGAGUUCAGUCUGCCGGUACACACAACCACCUCAACUAUUUUCCUCAUUAAUCUUGUGCAGUCGACUCAAGCGUUCAAAGAUCAUCAUUGAGUAAAUUCUCAAGAGUUUGUUUUUAAUCGGUCUGUACGGUCAAGUGUCGAAGCCAGUGCAACCUGGGAUCCACACAGAAGAUUUUUUAAGAUGAAACGUUCUAACCUAAAACAAGUUCAGAAGAUCGAGGGUAUAUCUGAAUUCAAAUUUCAAUUAAAAUGAUUAAAAAUCUUAACGGUUUGAGUUCUUGGACAUUGGGAAAGAUUGUUUCUGUUGUACUGCCGUUGGCUCUGAUAAUUGGAUGAAAAUUUGCUUUGUUUCAAAGGUCCUACAGUAAAACAUUUGAACUAA
This is a messenger RNA of Callorhinchus milii (elephant shark), 2917 nucleotides long. RefSeq names its product signal recognition particle 68 (gene srp68). Gene Ontology annotation, molecular function: signal recognition particle binding; endoplasmic reticulum signal sequence receptor activity; 7S RNA binding. The record is from RefSeq and is a predicted model, not a curated record. NCBI's taxonomy places the organism in Eukaryota, Metazoa, Chordata, Chondrichthyes, Chimaeriformes, Callorhinchidae. Gene Ontology annotation, cellular component: signal recognition particle, endoplasmic reticulum targeting. The transcript has 16 exons. Bases 21 to 1796 code for a protein of 591 amino acids. Gene Ontology annotation, biological process: SRP-dependent cotranslational protein targeting to membrane.